Messenger RNA from Chiroxiphia lanceolata (lance-tailed manakin), 3434 nucleotides. It is a transcript of the gene GUCY1A2, whose product is annotated as guanylate cyclase 1 soluble subunit alpha 2. Lineage: Eukaryota; Metazoa; Chordata; Aves; Passeriformes; Pipridae. The transcript is spliced from 8 exons. The record is from RefSeq and is a predicted model, not a curated record. Gene Ontology annotation, molecular function: heme binding; guanylate cyclase activity. Gene Ontology annotation, biological process: response to oxygen levels; cGMP biosynthetic process. Bases 1 to 2151 code for a protein of 716 amino acids. Gene Ontology annotation, cellular component: guanylate cyclase complex, soluble.
AUGUCCCGCCGCAAGAUCUCGUCGGAGUCCUUCAGCUCGCUGGGCUCGGACUGCCCGGAGACGAGCCCCGAGGAGGAGGGCGAGUGUCCCCUGUCCCGCCUCUGCUGGAACGGCAGCCGCAGCCCCCCCGGCCCCGCCGACACCCCCUUCUCCGCCACCGCCGCGGCCACCGCCGGGGCGCGCCGCGCUCCGCGCCGCCGGCGGGUCAACCUGGACUCUCUGGGCGAGAGCAUCCGCCGCCUGACGGCCCCCGCGCCUCAGACUAUUCGGCAAACUCUUCAAAAGACACUGCAGUAUUUUGAGCAUCAAGUUAUUGGUUACAGGGAUGCAGAGAAGAAUUUUCACAAUAUAUCAAACAGAUGCUCCUAUACAGACUGCUCUGGCAAUGAAGAAACUGAGGAUGUCUCAGGAAUUCUCCAGUGUACAGCUAAUGUACUUGGUCUGAAGUUUGAGGAAAUGCAAGAAAAGUUUGGGGAGGAAUUCUUCAAUAUCUGCUUUGAUGAGAAUGAAAGAGUUCUUCGAGCUGUAGGUGGGACCCUUCAAGACUUCUUCAAUGGCUUUGAUGCUUUGCUGGAGCAUAUUAGAACUUCAUUUGGAAGACAGGCCACCCUGGAAUCCCCUUCUUUCCUAUGCAAAGAACUCCCUGAAGGCAAUCUCAUGCUUCAUUACUUUCACCCACAUCAGAUUGUGGGAUUUGCAAUGACAGGAAUGAUAAAAGCAGCAGCAAAGAAGAUUUACCACUUGGAAGUGGAAGUAGAACAGGUCACAAAUGAUAAGUUGUGUUCAGAGGGGACAAACCCAGGUAACUGCAGUUGUCUGACUUUCCUUAUCAAAGAACAUGAAAAUGCAAAUAUCACAAAAGCACUUCCACCAGGAACUUCCCAGUCCCCCUUAGACCUGAGGAUUAGCAUCAGCACCUUCUGCAGAGCUUUCCCCUUUCACCUGAUGUUUGAUCCAAACAUGCUGGUUCUCCAGCUUGGAGAAGGUCUUAGGAAGCAGCUCAGAUGUGACACUCAUAAAACCCUGAAAUUUCAAGACUGCUUCGACAUAGUUUCUCCUAAAAUCAGUGCCACAUUUGAACGAGUUCUCCUGAGAUUAUCUACUCCCUUUGUCAUUCGGACCAAACUUGAGGAUUCCGACUCUGAAAAUAAAGAUAAGGUGAUGGAAAUUAAAGGACAAAUGAUUCAUGUACCAGAAUCAAAUUCGAUUUUGUUUCUUGGUUCCCCAUGUGUGGAUAAGCUGGAUGAACUGAUGGGCCGAGGCCUCCAUCUUUCAGACAUACCUAUCCAUGAUGCUACUCGUGAUGUCAUAUUGGUUGGGGAACAAGCAAAGGCACAGGAUGGCUUGAAAAAACGAAUGGAUAAGCUGAAGGCAACACUAGAAUGUACACACCAAGCCCUGGAAGAGGAGAAAAAGAAGACAGUAGAUCUCCUUAUUUCUAUUUUCCCUGAAGAAGUGGCUCAGCAAUUGUGGCAGGGGCAGCAGGUUCAGGCCAGGAAGUUUGAUGAUGUCACCAUGCUCUUCUCAGACAUUGUUGGCUUCACUGCCAUCUGUGCUCAGUGCACGCCCAUGCAGGUCAUCAGCAUGCUGAACGAGCUCUACACGCGGUUUGACCAUCAGUGCGGAUUCCUGGACAUCUAUAAGGUGGAAACAAUAGGCGAUGCAUACUGUGUUGCAGCAGGGCUCCAUAAGAAAAGCCUUAGUCAUGCUAAAGCCAUUGCCCUAAUGGCUUUGAAGAUGAUGGAGCUUUCAGAAGAGGUUCUCACUCCCGAUGGAAGCCCUAUUAAGAUGAGGAUAGGCAUUCACUCAGGUUCAGUGCUGGCCGGCGUCGUUGGCGUAAGAAUGCCACGCUAUUGUCUAUUUGGGAACAAUGUCACCCUUGCGAGCAAGUUCGAGUCAGGAAGUCACCCACGCCGCAUCAAUGUCAGUCCCACCACAUACCAGCUUUUGAAAAAGGAAGAAAAUUUUAUUUUUAUCCCUCGUUCCCGUGAAGAGCUUCCAGAAAACUUUCCAAAGGAAAUUCCUGGGAUCUGUUACUUCCUUGAGGUCAGAAGUGGUCAGAAGCCGCCAAAACCCUCCAUCACAUCUGCCAGAGUGAGAAAGGUUUCUUACAACAUUGGCACCAUGUUCCUCCGGGAGACUAGCCUAUGAGACCUGCUGCAGAUCAAAGACUCGUCAAAAAAGCACAAGCCCAGAACUGGGUCAUGACAGGGGAGUUGGAAGUUCUUUGUAUGUCUCUGCUUUGUUCUGAACAGGUGGUAAAAGCUCCAUGAAAUGUCAGGCAAUAAUCAUUUUAAAAGAUGGGUGACUGCUGUCAGUAAACAAAGUGGAGAUAGGAAAAAAAUAUUAAGCAAUUUAUUUCCACUUCCCAGAGGAAUUUCUUUCAUAAACUUCAGUCUGGCCCCUCUAUGGCAAACAAAACGAAACAACACCCCAACUCUCAGAUUAGAGGUUGGUUUUGUUUUGUGCAGAAAUGAUGGUGGUUCUCUGUAGAUUUGCACCAGCUAAGCAGAAUUGAGAGUCAGUUCUGAUUAUGCAUUCCUACAUUUAAUGUGUUCUUCAGUAAGGUAAUGAUGUUUUUUAACUUUACGAACAAGCAUUUCAUACAUGUACUGUAGAGCUGUUGUAACCUUCCUGGCAGGAGGAAUUAUAAUUUAAUACAAAUAUUGUAGGAAUUUUACCUAUUUUUAUACAUAUUUCACUUUCUGGAUAAUUGCAUUCCACAUACUGUAAGCUGAGUGAGCUUAGAUAGCUUUUCAGAAGAAGCUACUGUAUAUUUCAUACAUUUUACCUAUCAAAUGCAUUAUUAUACAAGUAGGGAGAAGGCAUUUCUUGACUUUUUUUGGCAACAAAAAUACCAAUAUUUUACAGGAAAAAGAUCCCACUUUGGUAAAUCUCUUUACCUGAUGUUUAUGCUAAAGCUUUAGAUGAGCAUUGUCUUCUUAUAUAAAAUAAUGUUCAGUAUUUGUCAUACAGUGCUGUAUGUCUAGUCUUUCCAGAACAAUGCAAACAAAGUGCAGAAGAUCAAUGUGUGGACAAACAGAAAAAUUCUCUGCAGUGGGGCUUGUUUGCCCUCUAAAUUAUCAGUCAAAAUGAAUUUUGGUAGAAGCCCUGAACUUUUUUUAAAAAUUUGGUCUUGUGAAAACUUAUUCUGAGGAAUUCCAGCAGACACUGAAAGCUCUCUGGGUAUUAGUUUUCCACAUUUUUUAUUUGGACUUGUGCUUCUAGUCCAGAUUGAUUAUUUCAAAUCCAAUCUGUUAAUAAUGAUUGCUCAUAUGUUAAUUUCCUCUAUUGCUGGAUUGGCUUGAAGGUCUCCUGUUUUAUCUAAUGAAGAUCAAAAAACCACCAAAAAGAGGAAGGCAGUACUUUCCCUGGUUAAUGCAAAUGGCAGUUUAAGAUUUAGAUUAGUCCAGGUCAAUUGAAAAAAAAAAAAA